Aspergillus affinis is the source of this 1038-nucleotide messenger RNA. Its product is annotated as zinc-binding alcohol dehydrogenase family protein. The record is from RefSeq and is a predicted model, not a curated record. The transcript is spliced from 3 exons. The coding region runs from base 1 to 1038 and encodes 345 amino acids. Gene Ontology annotation, molecular function: oxidoreductase activity, acting on NAD(P)H. NCBI's taxonomy places the organism in Eukaryota, Fungi, Ascomycota, Eurotiomycetes, Eurotiales, Aspergillaceae.
AUGAAGGAAGCGAUUGUUAAGAAUGACCUUACAGUCGACAUUGUCGAUUCUCCUAUCCCCAAACCGGGGCCUGGCCAUGUGUUGAUCAAAGUCGUCGUCGCGGGUUCCAACCCGAAAGACUGGAAGCUCCCCGCCAUGCGCGGUACUGAAAUAAACAGUGGUGACGACAUCGCCGGUACCGUCGAAGCCGUGGGAGAAGAUGUCGUUGGGUUUCACAAAGGGGACCGCGUGGCCGCCUUUCACGAAAUGAUGACCCCUAACGGGGCCUUCGCCGAGUACGCUAUUGCACCUUACUACACUACCUUCCACAUUCCGGACUUGAUCUCCUAUGAGGAGGCUGCCACGAUUCCCUUAGCUGCCUACACAUCCGCUUGCGCGCUCUUCCAGCAGCUUGAGCUCCCUGAGCCCUGGUCGCCACUCUCCAAGGCCGCGGGCAAGGACGAUACUAAGCGUCCGCUGAUAUCUAUGGAGCAAGUACUGCUACGGGAGCCUUUGCUAUCAAGCUUGCUGCUGCGGCCAAUAUUCACCCUAUCAUCACGCAAGGGGGACGUCCUCAUCGACUAUACCGCUCAUCCGACAGAGAAGGAACUGAUCAAGGCGAUUCAGGAGGCUAUUGAGAAGGGAGGUGCCCCCGACGGUCGCUGCUGGAAGGCCUAUGAUACCGUUUCCGAAGACAAGACCAUCAGGCUCGUUACUAAGGCCAUUGCCGGCCCGGCGGACCCUGCGGGCCGGAAGCCAAGGGUGACUAAUAUUUUCCUCAAAACCGAGGUCGAGGGCUCUGACCCGAGUGUUGAUAUCGUCUACUCUAUGGUUGGUCAAGUUCAUAAUGAGGACGAGAACGACAAGCUUAUUGGCGUGACAUGGGGCGCAGCGUUUGGCCGGGGUCUACGCGAGGGUUGGCUCACGUACCAUCCCUACACGCUAGGCAAGAGCGGUCUUGAGAGCUUGUCUGAAGGCCUAAAGAAUCUUAGGGAUGGCAAAAUUCGCGCCCAGAAGUUUCUGACACGCCUUAGCGCGACACCAGGCGCGAGAGAUUGA